ACUAACUCUGGGAAACGUAGAAAGCGUUGGCAAAAUGAGCGGGUUUUAGACAUCAUGUUAGAAUACUAAUCCAACUGAAGCUCAUUUGAAGACGCUCUGCCCUUCGCACCAACAUUUCAAAAGUAGCGAGCAGAGGUAAAGCAUGGCAAUGACCGGCCAGAGCUCGUGCUCCUCCAUGAGUAACCACACCAAGGAGCGGGUCACCAUGGCCAAAGUAACGCUGGAAAACUUCUAUAGCAACCUCAUUGCACAACAUGAGGAGAGAGAGAUGAGACAACAGAAGUUGGAGAAAGUGAUGGAUCAGGAGGGGUUGGCGGAUGAAGAGAAACGUAUCAGACGCUCUCAACAUGCAAGAAAAGAGACAGAGUUCCUUCGCCUAAAACGAACUCGACUGGGUCUGGAUGACUUUGAGUCCUUGAAGGUGAUUGGUCGUGGAGCUUUUGGAGAGGUGCGUUUGGUGCAGAAGAAAGACACAGGUCAUGUUUAUGCCAUGAAGAUCCUCCGCAAAGCUGAUAUGCUGGAAAAAGAACAAGUCGGUCACAUUCGUGCUGAGCGUGAUAUUCUGGUGGAGGCAGACAGUCUCUGGGUGGUUAAAAUGUUCUACAGCUUCCAGGAUAAGAUGAACCUUUACCUCAUCAUGGAGUUUCUGCCUGGAGGCGACAUGAUGACGCUGCUGAUGAAGAAGGAUACAUUGACAGAAGAGGCCACUCAGUUCUACAUCGCAGAGACAGUGCUGGCCAUAGAUUCUAUUCACCAGCUGGGCUUCAUCCACAGAGACAUCAAACCAGACAACUUGCUGCUAGACUCCAGGGGUCAUGUAAAGCUGUCUGACUUUGGUCUGUGCACAGGACUGAAGAGAGCUCAUCGCACGGAGUUCUACAAAAACCUGAACCACAGCCAGCCCAGUGACCUUACCAAGCAAACCUUUCAGAACAUGAACUCCAAGAGGAAAGCAGAGACAUGGAAGAGAAACAGGAGGCAGCUAGCUUUUUCCACAGUGGGAACGCCAGACUACAUCGCUCCAGAAGUCUUCAUGCAAAAUGGAUACAACAAGCUGUGUGACUGGUGGAGCCUGGGUGUCAUCAUGUAUGAGAUGCUGAUAGGUUACCCCCCGUUCUGCUCUGAGACUCCUCAGGAGACGUACAGGAAAGUGAUGAACUGGAGAGAGACUCUCAUCUUUCCUCCUGAAGUUCCCAUUUCAGAAAAGGCCAAAGACCUAAUUCUCAGGUUUUGCUGCGAGGAAGAACACAGGAUUGGUGCUACAGGUGUCGAAGAGAUCAAGUCUAAUCCUUUCUUCGAGGGCGUGGACUAUGACCAUAUCAGGGAGAGACCUGCUGCCAUUCCCAUAGAAAUAAAAAGCAUUGAUGACACCUCACACUUCGAUGAGUUCCCAGACUCGGACAUUCUCACGCCAACAAACACACAGGUAUCCAAUCAGACAGAGGUUGACCUGAAAAACAAGGACUGGGUCUUCAUCAACUACACGUACAAACGCUUUGAAGGUCUGACUGCUCGAGGAGCAAUACCAUCCUACAUGAAGUCAGGAAAGAGAUGAGCACCUUCUCAAUGGCUUUUUUUUAAUUCAUCAUCCCAUCCCAAACCCAAAUAAAUCUCCCCAGCGCCCCCUGCUUUCUGAAGAAACUAAAAGAGAACGCUUCUUGUUCUCUAUGAUGCUUGACUGACGAGCGUCUCGUCAGUCGGGACCCUGCAAAUAACAAAGGGGCUCAGUUUCAUCUGUCACAUCCACCAUAGGACGGCCGUUCUCUUUAUCUGCAGGUUUGAAUUAUUUCCCAAUGCUUCCGAGGGUACCGCUCUACUUCCUCCUUUUUCCUGGGAACACAUCUGUUGGAUUAUAAAGUGAUUGUGAUUCUUCUUCUCCAGCUUUUCCUCCAGCAGUGAAUGUAGCGAGAUGUCCUCUCUCCUGAAACCAGCAUUAUCUACAUUCCCUGCCUACAAACCAGCACUAGUUUGUUUUACCUGGACCAGGACAUCCGCUCCACUCACUGCUCCACGUUGACUUGUCAACUUAAACAUUGUUUCGCCGAUCACUUGAAGUGAGUCCGGUGGUCUUCAGGGAUUCUGUCCACAAUUUUCUUGUCAUUUCCCAAAAGAGCGUAAAGUGCUCUUUAAGAGGAACCAACCAAAGACUGUUUCUGUCACUUCCUGCAGCUUCCACAUGUCCUUUUAUGGACUGAUGCUCCGAAAACCUUUAAAUGUAUGAAUAUGGGAAUGAUGCAUUUUGUGGAACUUUUACACAUUUUACACUAUGAUCACUUAGCUUUAGCACCUUCUUUGUGUCUGACUUCCAGUUUGUGGCUGGACAGGAAAUGGAAACAUGAUUCCACGCUUGGCUUCACUGAUGCUAAUGCUGGUUAGGUUGACCAGCUGUAAGAAAAUCUAGUGCCUAAUUGGGGAAAAAAUAAGAUGCAUAUUCAGAUGACAUUACCAUUUUUUAUUUUUUAAAAAUUAGAUUUUAUUACAUAUUUUUUAUUUAAGGCCUUUGCACAUCACCAGCUAUGUGCUCAAUGUCACUUUGAGCAAAUGAUGUUCCUUAAUGUUAGAAGGAAGCCAUUUUGAGUUAUUGUAGAUUUUCAUAAGAUUUGCAAGAACAUUCAGUGGAAAUAAGAAAAAAACAUUUACAUUAUGGUUUAGAUUAAAAUGUCUGGAUGUUUGCCAAAGCAUUGGUGCAAAGGUGAAACGCAGUGUAGAUGGUUAUAUUUUGCUUUUUUUCCUGUGAACAUCCUCAAAAUAAUAUAAAUACUAUGCAACAUAAGGUGGUUUCUUACAGAACACCAAUGUGCAAUGUUUUACUUAAUAAUUACAGAGCAAGACUACUUAAAACCAAGUGUUUUUACAGUUGACUACAGACUAUUGCUAACAUGUCCUGUAGUAAUUUAUUGACAUGAGGUUCUUGUAAGGAACUACUAGGUUGCACAACACAUAAUGAUAUUUUGAGCAUGUUACGGGUCGUGGGACUCGCUCUGUCUGCCUCCAGAGUUAUGCUUCAAAACAGCUGCUGUGGACUUAAAAAAACAACCAGGGCAGUUGUGAUUAAUUGUUAUAUGUUGGACCAAAUAUUCUGGUGUGGUAUUUCUCUUUGAGUCCCUCACAAGGAAGCUUGAACACUUACUAAAUGAUUGAAGAAUACAGUCGGUGCAGAUGGGUCCAGAGAAACACAUUACAGUUUAGGAAAUUAGUUUUUACAAAUGGCACGACACACACACUUAUCUGAUGUGCAAAGGCCUUUCUGAUUUUAUAUGUAAUAAGGCAGGGGUUCAUAUUUUUUUCGUCUUAGCUCUAUUGGUGUUUUCCUGGGUUAAAUUUGACGUUGCUGAAGGUCGUGUUAAGAUUCUGUUAAAUCUAGGAGUACAGGACUCAACAUUUCCGGUCCACACAAUAUCCAAAAUGCUGUCAUUUUAAAUGAAUGUACAUGAUGUUUUAUUACGUUUUUAUUCUCAAGAAGAGCGUUUUGUUUUUUUUUGCCACAUUUAUUCUUAAAUGCUGUUUUGGUGACUAGUCUGGACUUAUAUGUUCCAUCUUUACUCUGAGCUGUGACAGUGGAAGCUAAUACUCUUUGAGGUCUCAGUGUGAAAAUAUGAAAAGAUCACAUUUAUGAUGAAAUCACUUUAUUCAGAUUAGGUUUUGGCCCAGUCAACUGAAGACAAUAAUUGACCAUUUGAACUCAUCUGAUGGGUUUGUCUCAGAGAGUCGCAAUGAUGUCAUGAUCUUCAGUUGGUGAGUUAGGAUGUCCCAUUUUAAUAUAUUUAAUAUAUCUAGGACUAGCUUAAUGUCAGAAUGUGGACAAAUUGGCAUUUAUUUUUCCUAUUUAUUGAAUUGAAACCUUUUGGCUGCAGGACAACAUCUCUACCCACAGCCAUCCACAUGAUUAAACUGUAGGGUUUUUAGUUGCCACAUUUAUCACAAGCUUCACUUUGAUCAUUUUAUUCUCAUUCCUACUGUUUACUGUUGGCCUGAUGUUUCUGACAGGGAGACGCUUCUCAGAGGUGGCUGCUCAGCGUGAAGAUUUUUCCUUCUCAUUGUCUUCAUGCUCAGAUUUGAGGUCUGUCAGUGUGUAGAUGAAGCUCAGCAGCACAUUAGAACAUGUUAAUCAAAGCACAGUGGAGCCUUUUAGAUGUUCUCACCAAACAGUAGAGCAUGUGUCCUGGUGUCGUUGAUGUGGCAGCGAGUGAGUGAAAUUUUAAGAUGGUGUGUUGUGAUCAUGAUCAGGAAGAAAAUAUCGAUGUAAUGCUAGAUGCAUGUGGUUUUUACUAAGCAGUGCUAAAGCAGAUGAGUGUGUAUGUUUAUUUUGAGUGUGGGGUUGAGCUGGGAAGGUGGGUGUACAUUAUUUAAACCACUGUUCUCUCUGGAGUGUGGCUGUUUUUUUUCUGCUCUUUGACAAUGAAUUAUUCUGCACUUAA
Molecule: messenger RNA, 4418 nt
Organism: Cynoglossus semilaevis (tongue sole)
Lineage: Eukaryota; Metazoa; Chordata; Actinopteri; Pleuronectiformes; Cynoglossidae
Product: serine/threonine-protein kinase 38
Exons: 15
Coding region: 143-1555 (470 amino acids)
Biological process (GO): protein phosphorylation
Molecular function (GO): protein serine/threonine kinase activity; ATP binding
Source: RefSeq, a predicted model, not a curated record